AUGGCAACUGUGAUACGACUCAAGAGACGAGUGGAUGAAGAUCCAUUGAAUGCAUUUGUGCUGAACUGUAAACGGCAGCGCGUCGAGGGUGAGGUGACGGGCGACGAAGACGACAAUGCAAACGAGGCGGCUGCGGCGGGUACUUCGACCAUACUAAAGUUUGCUGGCACAUUUACUAAGGCUGAAGGUAUCGCUUCGCACAUACAAAACAUUCACAAAGAUCAAGCGAAGGAUGCGCUGUCGCGGGUGCACCGACCCAACAUUACCUCCCGGAACCGGCUGGCAACGAAACAGAGCGCACAAAACAGCCGAUUCAAAAUAGUCAACUGCACACGUUCGAUCGCAGCUGUGGAGAGUAGUGACUCGAGUGAUAAUCCGAUCACGACAACGAUCGUAGACGUGGAACGGGAGCCCGGGGUAGCCCGGUUGGAGAACGUCACACCGGACAUGCCUGCACUGUCCGGUAGUGUCACGCCGGACAUUGUAAAUUCCGCGACAAUUGGUGGGGCAUCAAAUCUACAGCAGCAUCAGUCGGAACAGCUGCCAUACUUUUACGAAAACGGUGUUCACUAUGUCUACGAUCUGUAUGUAGCGGACGCGAGCCAGAAUGUUACGCAGAUUCCCUACUACAUCGACAAUCUGGACGAUCUCAGCGUCAUGGUGUGUGAUGAUCCGCUGUACUCAUCCCACCGUGGUCUCGAUUCGGACGAUUCGAGCGAUACAGAUUCGGAAGAUUCGAACGCUGAGGGUAACUGGCGCAAUGAUUACCCGGAUGAAGAGGAUCGUCAGGACGGUGAUAGUGUUGACGAGGAGGAUAUGUUGCGCGCGGUGGAGGAUCUUGAUUUGGAAGGCGAAAGGGAAUUAUCCUCGGACGAAGAUUAUGUGCGGUACGACAACGGGGAGGAGGACGGGGAGGAUGGGUUCGCUUACCCGCGAAAUGACGGUGUGCUGUACACGGACGAGGAGGAAGAUUCCGACACUGAUACGCAGGGCGUUAAUCGGGACGACGUUCGGCGCUACGGUACAGCGUACGCUCGCUACAAAGCACGCAUCCUGCGGGAAGAGAAACGUGGACAUGCGGACAGCAGUAGUUCAAGCUCGGAGGAAAACUUUGAUUUAUAUGAUUAA
This is a messenger RNA of Anopheles marshallii, 1128 nucleotides long. RefSeq names its product probable RNA polymerase II nuclear localization protein SLC7A6OS (gene fs(2)ltoPP43). The record is from RefSeq and is a predicted model, not a curated record. Gene Ontology annotation, biological process: developmental process. The coding region runs from base 1 to 1128 and encodes 375 amino acids. Lineage: Eukaryota; Metazoa; Arthropoda; Insecta; Diptera; Culicidae. The transcript has 4 exons.